Molecule: messenger RNA, 3576 nt
Organism: Leptopilina boulardi
Lineage: Eukaryota; Metazoa; Arthropoda; Insecta; Hymenoptera; Figitidae
Product: zinc finger protein 569-like
Exons: 4
Coding region: 183-3416 (1077 amino acids)
Biological process (GO): regulation of DNA-templated transcription
Cellular component (GO): nucleus
Molecular function (GO): RNA polymerase II cis-regulatory region sequence-specific DNA binding; zinc ion binding; DNA-binding transcription factor activity, RNA polymerase II-specific
Source: RefSeq, a predicted model, not a curated record
GUCGUCGUCGUCGUCGUGUCGGUUGUCGUCUUUUCUCUUUUCCUCCGCAUUAUAUACUAUAUAUAUAUAUAGAAAAAGUAUAGCAUCAUCGGAAAAAGUGUUUUAAAAGUUAUUUUUUUUUUUUUUUUUUUUUGGGAAACGCUUCAUUUAUGGACUUUUCCUGAAAAGAAGAAAAAAGAAAAAUGAAGGAUAUCGAAGAAUUGCAAGGCCUAGAAAGUGCAUGUCGACUUUGUUUAACAACCGAAGAAACAAGAUCUUCCAUUUUCGGUGCUGCUUACAACGUAGAACCACUAAUUGAGAAAAUAGAAAAUUGUUUAUCUCUUCAAAUUUCUCAAGAUGAUAAAUUAUCGACUUUAAUUUGCAUCACUUGCGUUAAUAAAGUCAGUCAAUGGCAUCAAUACAAAAAGGAGUGUCUUCAAUCUCAGGACAAAUUAUCGGCAUGGCUGGCAAAACAAUCGGAACCACUUCCGGUUGUAACCGUAAAGAAAGAAUUAGAAGAAGAUUCCAUCGAACAUUCACAUUUAGAAAAGAUUACAGAGAAAAAUGCCGAAUUAGACAAGAAUAAUGAGAAUUCAUUGGAAAUAAUUGGAAAUACAUCGGGAAAUUUGGAAAUAAUUGAAAAUGGAGAACAAGAACAAGAAAUGGAAACAGAAAUUGAAAAUAUGGAAAUAACGACAAAUAUUCAAGGAAUAAAUAAUGAAAAUAAUAGUGAAAAACAAAUUAAUCGCGAAUCAACAAAACGACGAUUAUCAAAAGAUUUUGGUAAUGAGGCAAAACGUUUUAAUCCAUUGCCAAUAAAAACCGAGCCAAUUGACGAUUCAUUGAAUAUUGAGGAAAAUCAUAUAAAUACAGAAAAUAUGGAAAAUACAGAAAAUACAGAAAAUACAGAAAAUUUAGAAAAUUCGGUAAAUUUAGAAAUAAAAGAAAUAAAACAACAAAAAGUUUCAUCAUUAAAGGGAAAAAAGAAAAUAAGACGUGGACCACAUACACAUUUUCGCGGUGCAAGAAUAUUUAAACGUAAAUGUCUUCAUUGUCAAAUAAAUUUACAUUCAAAAACAUCGUAUGCAAAGCAUAUGGCACGUUUUCAUUCAAUUUCAAAUUUAGAAAAUGAAGGAGAAGAAGAGGAAGAAGAGGAGGAGGAAGAAAUGAUUGAAGAUGUUGAAGAGGAAUUGGAAAAUCUUGAAGAGGACGCACCAUUAACGCCAGUACAACAAAAUAUAAUAAGUCAAUUUAAAACAUUUACCUGUUAUUCAUGUGAGGAAUCAUUCAAUGAUUGUUUAACAACUUUAAAUCAUAUUCGUCAACAUAUGCCCGAUUUACGUGCGUUUACAUGCGUUGCUUGUUUAACGGAAUUUGGCAAUGAAAAUGCCUAUAAAAAACAUUGUGAAAUUUCAUUUGAAUGCGCAAUGAAAAUUGCAUUGGUCAUACCAAUUCAAGGAACGGAGAAAUAUUUCACUUGUAAUAUGUGUACAAUGGCAAUGGGAAAUCGAAAGGAAUUAUUGAGUCAUUUAGCUAAACAUUCGGAUAAACAAUAUGAGGAAUUAAUGUCACCGCCAGUAAAAUUAACGACAUCACUUCCCUAUGGACAGGGUGAUCCUGCCUAUAAUCAUGAAUGUGAUUUAUGUGGAAUGAUCUAUCGAUAUAAAUCAAAUAUGAUAAAACAUCGUGAAUUAUGCGCGAGCCUACAACCAGAGGGUAGAACAUCGUAUAAAUGUAUUGAUUGUGGAAUGACAUUUUUGGUUUUCAAUAAAUUUCACAGUCACGUGAUGAUUGAACAUAAGAAAAAAGAAUUAAAAUGUCCAAAGUGUGCCGCUAAAUUUCGUUCGCCAGGCGAUUAUCUCACGCAUCAUGAAUUUCAUCGUAAGAAAUUUUUUGAGGAGAAAAAAUUCUCUUGCAAUCUUUGUAAUGGAAUAUUCGCGACACGUGGUGAAUUAACAGAACAUAGGAAUUUACAUCUUAAAGUGAAAAUUUAUUCCUGUGCUAUUUGUCGUUCAAUGUUUAGUAGCGCUGGUGCUCUUGAAAUACACAUGAAGGAUCAUGGAAUUGAUGAUCCAAGCGAAAGAACAGCAAAUACUUCCUGUUUAGAGUAUGGAAAUAAAACAAAAAAUACCGAAUGUCAUGAAUGUGGGAAAAUAUUUUCUAAUGUUGCAAAUUUAAAACGCCACAUACGCAAUGCUCAUGGUGAAAAUGAAAAACUUAUUUGUGAUUGUAAACGUAUUUUUAAAAAUAAAGAAUCCUAUGACGAGCAUCAACGUGUUGCGCACAAUUUGGAAAAAACUGUUCUCACAUGUUUGGAAUGUCCAAAAACAUUUGUAUUUCAGGCGAAUUUAGAUUUACACAUAAAUAAUCAUCACGCCAAAGUGAAAGUACCACAUGAAUGUGAAAUUUGUGGUAAAACAUUUGCUGAGGAAUCAUCAUUAAAAAUACAUCGCGGCUGGCAUAAUCGCGCUAAUUCAAGAUUUAGUCUCGAUAAUCAAAAUACAAUGACAAAACCAGCAAAGGCGAGAAAAUCAUUUCCAAUGAUAAAUCCAAUGAUACAAUUACAAUGUCAAGUUUGUGAUGAUAAAUUCAAUGACGUUGGUGAUCUUCGUAAACACGUUUGGGAUGUUCAUUGUGCAAGAACGGCAAAAACAGAACCAUCAUCAUCAUCAUUACAAGAAGAAGAGAAAUUUCAUUGUGAAAUUUGUGAUAAAUAUUAUAGUUCAGGAAAAAUAUUAGCAAGGCAUAAAAAAUUACAUAAACAAAUGAAUAUGCAAAAAUUUACAAUAGGAAAAAAAAUUAUUUGUCAUCCAUGUGGAAGAACAUUCACCGCUGAAUCGGCUUUAAAACGUCAUCGAGCAAUUUCACCCGAAUGUUUGUUUAAGAGAAACGAAACAAUGAAAAAACCGGUAACUUGUCAUAUUUGUAAAACAAUAUUUCCAAAUAUGAGUAUAUUAUAUCAACAUAAACAAUUGAUCCAUAAAACACAAGAAAAUGAUUCAAAAAAUUUAGAAUCUAAAUGUAAUAUUUGUAGUAAACAAUUUACAAAUAUUUCAAAUUUAAAACAACAUAUUUCAAUGAAACAUAAAAAUACAAUGGAACAUCCAUGUACGGUGAUUAAUUGUAAUAUGAUAUUUUCAACUUUACAUGCAUUAAAAAGUCAUGAAUUACAACAUUCAAAUAUGAUUUAUAGUUGUACAUUGUGUGAAAAACAUUUUUUUCAUCGGGGAAUAAUGGAGAAACAUAUUUAUAAUUCGCAUAGAAUUGUUUAUAAAUCAAUUGGCGAUGAUAAGGAUUCAUUAUUUAAGGAAACUGAUCUCACAUCAUAUAAUGUUAGAGGUGCAACUGGAACUGUUUGUCCAAGAUGUAAAAUUAAAUAUCCAAAUAUUAAGGCAAUGAAGAUACAUUAUUUCAAAUUUCAUGAGACGCAACCUUGAAGAUAAUUUGAGGAAGAGAAGAAAGGUUUUUUUUUUUAAUUUUUGUCAGAGGUGAGAGAUUAUGGUUUUUUUUGGAUUUAUAUAUAAAAGGAGACGAAUGAAUUAAGCUUUUGGGGAAAAUUGAAUGGAAUUUAAUUGAUUUAAUGGGAAAAUUUAAAUU